Phaeodactylum tricornutum CCAP 1055/1 is the source of this 1310-nucleotide messenger RNA. RefSeq lists its product with no specific name. The record is from RefSeq and is a predicted model, not a curated record. The transcript has a single exon. Lineage: Eukaryota; Bacillariophyta; Bacillariophyceae; Surirellales; Neidiaceae. The coding region runs from base 68 to 1240 and encodes 390 amino acids.
CGACCAUGAGACGAGUGUGAAGCCGCUACCGGCACACCCUAAAACAAACCCAGAAAUCCAACCCAGAAUGAUUUCUCUACUUCCUUUUUUGUGUAUGUUGGCCAGUAUGGCUUCGCCGAGUCGCUCAUUUACGAUAAGCGCAACGCGCAACCUCUACCAAAAUCCCAAUCCGUUUCGAUGUCGAUCGACGCCGCAUCGUGUGCCAACGCUUCUCGGCAGUUCUUUUUACGGAAAUUUUGAUGCAGACGAGGAUGAGGAAGAAGACGACGAUGACGAAGACGAUGACUUCCAGGAUCUCGACGAUGACGCUGUGGCAGAUUUUCGCAGCAAAAUGUCCAAUCUCUUUGGCGAUGGCACAGGUUCAUCUUCCUCAGAGAAUGCGCCGACUACUGCUGGUGGAACAGACAGCUCUAGUGUGGAGAGCAAAAUUGACGAUCUGAUCACUUUUGCCCGUUCCCAGGACGGAUCGACCGGUUCUGUCUCUACGGACUGGUCCGAGCCCGUCAGUUCCAUACAAAAGGGCAUGGUGCUAUUGGCCAAUCCGGAGCAAUUUUGCAGUGAUUUUGGGGGCGGACGCCGGAAAAUGCCCAGCCCCAAGCUUCUGGCUAAGUUUGGGUUGACCUUGCCUCCGCCAGCAGAUUUGGGACCCGAUCGACGUGCGGACUUGCUACCCGUGCUCAUUGUCGUGGAAUGCGGUGAAGGCAGUCGCGUUCGAGCUGUGCUUCUCAAUCGCCGCACCGGGUAUUUAUUGGGCGAUCUCGAACAAGCCGAUACCAACCUCGGCAGCACGAGUAGUAAGAAGGCUCCAACACCGGUCUUGGAAAAGUUCUGCAUUCAACCGCUCUGGUUUGGAGGAGUCGACAAUGUUUCGGCGGGCCUCGACAUGCUGCACCAGUGUCCGACCGUCCCCGACGCGGAGCCUCUCUCAGACGAAGGUUUGUACUGGGGUGGUGAUCCCGCUCUCGCACAAGACGCCAUGGAUGAAGUCACAGACAAGGUGUUGACCGGUUUUGAUUUCAAAUUCUUUGUCCAGAGCACCGUCUGGGGCAGUUCGAAGGAAUUGCAAAAGGAAAUCGACAAUGGGACUUGGUUUACGGCACGGGUCUCGAAAGAAGUGUUGUUCAAAUCGCGGGACCGGAUGGGCACCCGACGAGCUAAGCCGCUGUGGACCGAAGUUAUGGAAUUGUUGGGUGGAAAGUACAAGGAUACUCGAGAUAUGCUGUACGACCAAGACUCAUAGCGCUAACAGCAAAGGAGUUUGAGUAUACUUCGUUCAAGGUGCUAUAAAUAGUAACUUCAGCUAUCACUUU